GGCCAGUGCGUGCCCAACGUGAGGUCAUGGACGCAUGGUUGCACAGGAUCCCUGGAGAGGAGCCGCUUCUCCUGACCAGCAUCCCCUCGGGAAUAUAACUAACCAAGAGAUCUGUCCAUGAUCCUUCCUCUUUUUCCAUUCAACCAGCCUUCGUUCACUCAUUCCCUCAACCACUCCAACGGACCAUAGUCACUCUUUCUGCUUCGGCACCACAGUCACUCUUUACUCCAAACCCUCAUCAUGAAGGCCACCGGUAUCAUCUCGGUCGCCACUCUGGCGACCGCGGCCUCUGCCGCCCCUCUGCUCGGCGGCGUCCUCGACACCGUUGAGGGCGUUGUCGGCGGUCUCCCCAUUGUCGGUGACAUCCUCGACCGUGUCCCCGUCACCGACCUCCUCGACGGCAUCUUCGCCCGCCUGCCUGUUGACCAGCUCGUCGACAGCCUGCCCGCCCAGGACAUUGUCCAGCAGCUCCCCAUUGGCGAGAUCGUCCAGCAGUUGCCUCUGCAGAACAUCAUCGACACCGUCAACUCGGGCGUCGGCAGCGUGGCUGACAUCCUCCCCGUCAAGCGUGGCUACGUCGGCAACGCCAUCUCCGGCGUCCCUUUGGUCGGCAGCAUCCUCGACUCGCUCGAUGUCACCGACCUGCUUGACGGCAUCCUCGACAUCCUCCCCGUCGAGGGCAUUGCCCAGCGCCUGCCCGCUCAGGACAUCAUUGACAGCCUCCCCGCUGAGGACAUCAUCGCCCGCCUUCCCAUCAAUGAUGUGGUUGCGAACAUCAAGGUUGCCGCCAAGGCCGACGUCAGCGUCAACAAGCGCGCCGCCGUCGACCUUCCCGUCGAGCUCCCUCUCGUCAAGGCCAUCCUCGACCGCAUCCCUGUCACUGACCUCCUGAACGGUGUCGUUGCCCGUGUCCCUGUCAAGACCAUUGUCGCCCAGCUCCCCGUCAAGGACGUCGUUGCCCACCUCCCUGCUGCCGACAUUGUCAAGGCUCUGCCCGUUGCCAACAAGGUUGCCAGCCGCAACGUCCAGCAGCUCAACGUUGUCACCGUCCUCGAGCAGAGCGUUGUCAAGGUCAAGGAGCACACCAAGGUCAUCAACGUCACCCUCGAGAAGGUCGACAGCGAGACCACCAACGUCCAGGACGCCAGCAAGAUCAUCUACGAGCAGGUUUCCCAGCUCAAGGUUGUCCUCGUCGACACUGUCAAGGUUGUCACCAACGAUGCUGCCCUUCCCCUUGUCAAGGUCGAGGUCGAGGAUCUUGUGGCGGUCGUCAAGACCCUCGUCGAGGAGAUCCUGACCACCGUCCUCAACCUGGUCAAGGCCCUUGGUCUCCGCACCAAGAUUGUUACCCUCCUCCACGAGAUCUUCGCCCUCCUGGCCGACCUCCUUGGCCUCCUGGUCGACAUCACCUCCGACCUCGUCCCCAGCGUUGUCGAGAUCUUGGACACCUUCCUCAGCGGCCUCAAGGACGGCGUCCUGGUCCCUGUUGCCACUCCUCUCAUUGCCUUCACCGUCGGCCUCGUCCAGUAAAUAAUUAGAGUGCUUGCAUGAAGCAAGGCGUUCAAUAGGUUUGGUCUUCGGCCUUUUGUGACCACGAGUCUAUGAGGGUCAGCAGUAAUCGGUUCGAGGCGGGCGGU
This is a messenger RNA of Emericellopsis atlantica, 1637 nucleotides long. RefSeq lists its product as uncharacterized. The record is from RefSeq and is a predicted model, not a curated record. Lineage: Eukaryota; Fungi; Ascomycota; Sordariomycetes; Hypocreales; Bionectriaceae. The coding region runs from base 241 to 1530 and encodes 429 amino acids. The transcript has a single exon.